Molecule: messenger RNA, 417 nt
Organism: Letharia columbiana
Lineage: Eukaryota; Fungi; Ascomycota; Lecanoromycetes; Lecanorales; Parmeliaceae
Exons: 3
Coding region: 1-417 (138 amino acids)
Source: RefSeq, a predicted model, not a curated record
AUGGAGAAUACUGCGGAGAAACCAAGCGACAACAAGGCCACCAUCGUCAAGAACACGGCUCAGCUCUCCAAGAUCCCACGUCAUAUCAGUUAUCCACUCAAGGAGGAGCAAGAGGAGGAACUACAACAGGCAAAUGCGGAGAACACUGCGGAGAAAUCAAGCGGCAACAAGGCCACCAUCGUCAAGAACACGGCUCAGCUCUCCAAGAUCCCACGUUAUAUCAGUCAUCCACUCAAGAAGGAGCAAGAGGAGGAACUACAACAGGCAAAUGCGGAGAACACUGCGGAGAAACCAAGCGGCAACAAGGCCACCAUCGUCAAGAACACGGCUCAGCUCUCCAAGAUCCCACGUCAUAUGCUCUCCACGGUUCCACAUCAAAUCAUCACUCAGCAAGCGGAGAACACCACUGCAACUUAG